GUUUCCCUUGCUGUCAGCCCUGAGCCUUCAGCUGGCCCCAGCACUGGGGUCCAGGCGGGGCAGCACGGGGCUCCGGGCGGCCCCGCACGCGGCAGGGCUGGAGGCCGGGGGCGCGGCGCGCAUGGAGGAGACGACAAGGAAAGCGGAGGAGCUGGCCCAGCGGCUGGCCGAGGCCAUCGAGAGCGGGGACCAGGUGCUGGCGUGCCAGUGCGCCGGCAAGCUGGCGGAGCUGGCCGUCUCUGUGAGCGUGCGGCUGAAGGAGCAGGCCUACCCCCAGCAAGAGAUACGGCUGUGGGUGGGGGUGGAGGACGCCCAGAUGUGCACGGUGCCCAUCCACCUGCAGGUCCGGCCCCACAUGACCCUGGCAUCGCUCAAGGACAUGGUGUCCACGCAGUACGGGUUCCCGCCCGGCGUCCAGCGCUGGGUCAUUGGGCAGCGGCUGCCCCGGGACCAGGAGACGCUGCUCUACAACGGCAUCCGGCGGGACGGCGACUGCGCCUUCCUCUACCUGCUCUCGGCCCGCCAAGCCCAGCUCGGCAGGGACCCUGCCCUGCCCCCCCGCCCCCCAGACCCGGGGCUGGGCACCCAGGUGCCGCAGCCGCACGGGCGCCCGGAGCAGGUGGACGCCGUGCCCAGGGCGACGCAGGCUGGGCCGGACGUGGAGGAGGCGGCGGCCCUGCCCGAGCCCCCCCAGGUGGGCUGGGCCUGCCCGCGCUGCACCUACGUGAACAAGCCGACGCGCCCCGGCUGCGAGCUGUGCUGCCAGGAGCGCCCCGAGGGCUACCGCGUGCCCGAUGGCUACCGGCCCGACGCGGCGGAGCAGGCGCGGUUGCGAGGCGAGGAGGAGGCUCUCCAGCAGUACCAGCAGGUGAAGGAGCAGCGGCAGAAGGAGAACUACGAGCAGCUGCUGCAGCUGGACGGGCAGAGCCUGGUGCCUGCCGACGCUGCCAUCGAGUGCCCCAUCUGCUUGGGUAUCGUGCCGCCCGGCGAGGGCGUGAUCCUGCGCGAGUGCCUGCACACCUUCUGCAGGGACUGCCUGAAGGGCACGAUCCUGAACAGCCCGGAGCCCGAGGUGCCCUGCCCCUACAUCGACAAGAACUACUCCUGCACGGGGCAGCUGCUGGAGCGGGAGAUCAAGGCGCUCCUGAGCCCAGAGGAGUACCAGCACUUCCUGGACCUGGGCGUCUCCAUCGCCGAGACCCGCAGCCCCUGCAGCUACCACUGCAAGACGGCCGACUGCCGCGGCUGGUGCUUCUUCGAGGACGACGUCAACGAGUUUUCCUGCCCCGUGUGCCUGAAGGUCAACUGCCUGCUGUGCCAGGCCAUCCACGAAAAUAUGAACUGCAAGGAGUACCAGGAUGACCUGCAGGCCCGGGCCGAGAAGGACCAGGCCGCACGGCAGACCAGCGAGAUGCUGACGAGGAUGGUGCAGCGCGGCGAGGCCAUGCACUGCCCCAGCUGCCACAUCGUGGUGCAGAAGAAGGACGGCUGCGACUGGAUCCGCUGCACCGUGUGCCACACCGAGAUCUGCUGGGUCACCAAGGGGCCGCGCUGGGGGCCGGCGGGUCCCGGUGACACGAGCGGGGGCUGUCGCUGCCGGCUGAACGGCGCGCCCUGCCACCCCCACUGCCAGAACUGCCACUAGGCACCGAGGAGCCAAGGGGGGGGCAGGGGGCAGGGUCCCUCCAUGGCCCCCCGACACUACCUGACUCCACUCGGGGGGCCGAGCCCUGCUUGGGGCUGGGAUGGGCUGGUACGUUGUGCCCCGGACAUCCCUGGAGCUUGGUGCAGUCAGCCCCACGGAGGGCCAGCCUGCUGGGUUGGGCUGUGGGAGGCCUAGGCCUGCCAGCAUCCAGGCUGAGGGGCUGCCGGUGCGUGCUCCCACGGUCCCCCAGGCCUGGCGAGGUGGGACCAUCCCGGAGCUCAGGGGACGGCAGGCACUCGCUCAUCGAUUGUCAACCCAGUGGCUGGGGGCAAUAAAGACCUGCGGGCCGCGCAGGGAGGA
Messenger RNA from Gavialis gangeticus (Gharial), 2005 nucleotides. It is a transcript of the gene RBCK1, whose product is annotated as RANBP2-type and C3HC4-type zinc finger containing 1. Gene Ontology annotation, cellular component: LUBAC complex. NCBI's taxonomy places the organism in Eukaryota, Metazoa, Chordata, Crocodylia, Gavialidae. Gene Ontology annotation, biological process: proteasome-mediated ubiquitin-dependent protein catabolic process; positive regulation of canonical NF-kappaB signal transduction; protein linear polyubiquitination. The record is from RefSeq and is a predicted model, not a curated record. The coding region runs from base 122 to 1645 and encodes 507 amino acids. The transcript has 12 exons. Gene Ontology annotation, molecular function: metal ion binding; ubiquitin-protein transferase activity; ubiquitin binding.